AUGCCAGAUAUACCUACUUUUUGCAAUCUCGCCCUAGAGAGACAUGGGAACGUCUUCGUUCUCACCAUGCAGAAACCACCCGAAAACAGACUGAACUCGUGGUAUUGCCAGGAAAUGAUUCGAGCCUUUCGUACUGUUGAGAAGCUCCUGGGCCCAGACUCUGAGGGUGCAGUUAUUACAAGAGGUAAUGAUGCUAAGUUCUGGUGCACUGGAUUGGAGCUAGAUGAAUCCGACAAUAACCCAUUCGCAAACACAGACGGAUUCUAUCCUCUCAUCCAUACGAUUCUCGACUUCCCAUUUCCAACCAUUGCAUUGAUAACGGGUCAUACAUUCGGUGGUGCCUGUCCUCUGGCUCUUGCACAUGAUUACCGAGUCAUGAACUCCAAGAGAGGCUUUUUCUCAAUGCCACCUGUCAACCUGGGUCUGCACUUCGACGGUAUUGGAUCCCUUCCUAGGCUAAAGCUGCGGCCUCAGGUUGCGCGCAAGAUGCUUCUGGAAGCACACAAGUGGACAGCACAAGAAGCACUACAGGAUGGUAUUGUGGAUGCUAUUGCUGAUCCAGAUCGUAUGCUGGAUGAAGCAUUGGAAAUCGCAGCUAAGUGGGCGCCUAAGGCGAAGAUGGGGGUAUAUGCUUUGCUACGCCAGGAGCUCUGGGGUGAGGCAAUUAAGAAGUUCCAGCGAAUUAGUUAUGUGCACAGUCGAAUGACUUCGGCUCCUGCCAAGGUCAAGAUUUGA
This is a messenger RNA of Penicillium longicatenatum, 735 nucleotides long. RefSeq names its product enoyl-CoA hydratase/isomerase family protein. The coding region runs from base 1 to 735 and encodes 244 amino acids. Gene Ontology annotation, molecular function: delta(3)-delta(2)-enoyl-CoA isomerase activity; enoyl-CoA hydratase activity. The transcript has 4 exons. Gene Ontology annotation, biological process: fatty acid beta-oxidation. The record is from RefSeq and is a predicted model, not a curated record. Gene Ontology annotation, cellular component: peroxisome. NCBI's taxonomy places the organism in Eukaryota, Fungi, Ascomycota, Eurotiomycetes, Eurotiales, Aspergillaceae.